Messenger RNA from Sitodiplosis mosellana (orange wheat blossom midge), 5522 nucleotides. It is a transcript of the gene trh, whose product is annotated as protein trachealess. The record is from RefSeq and is a predicted model, not a curated record. The transcript is spliced from 13 exons. The coding region runs from base 1083 to 3797 and encodes 904 amino acids. NCBI's taxonomy places the organism in Eukaryota, Metazoa, Arthropoda, Insecta, Diptera, Cecidomyiidae. Gene Ontology annotation, biological process: regulation of transcription by RNA polymerase II. Gene Ontology annotation, molecular function: RNA polymerase II transcription regulatory region sequence-specific DNA binding; DNA-binding transcription factor activity, RNA polymerase II-specific; protein dimerization activity.
GUGCGUAUGUUACGUCGUUGCACAUAUCAUCGUUCUAUCAUCGCAAAUUAUCAUCAUCAUCAUCAGCGUCAAGUUGUUUUAGUUUUUGAAAACAUCUUGUAGCGUUCAUGUGGUCCCGUAUACACACAUUUUACCAGUGUGGUUUACGCUUCGAAUGUGUGUACAUAAGCGAGCACCGAGCAGAGGAAUAAAAAACAGCAACUUCUAUGUACACGAAAAAGGACCGAAGAAAAUCAACGGCCACUUGCUAAAGCCAUCCAUACACACACGUAUGUACUACACGAGUGUGAGCACCAGCACCAGCUUGUGUAUAGGUAUUUUGGUGUUUGUGCACAAACAGCGCUCUGUGAGCAGUGUGAGCUGCUUUUUGGUUGAAAAGGAGAAGAGUGGUAACAAAAGCCGUCCAAUACUCGCAUAUACGUGCUCUGAUAGCGGUGAAAAAGAGAACGAAAGAAAAACGGGCUACGAGAAAAAAAAACGUACACACAAAACACACAUUCGCUGUGCAUUAUCUAUGGUGCACGGUCAUAAUGAACGAUUAGUCAGUGUAUCGUUCGUAUUCGCGAAAGAUGGAAGUGCAGUUUUAGUUCGUUCAUCAACCGAAAAGAAAAAACAAAAAUCAAAUUAACGAAAAAACUGAUUUUUAACUCCCGCUCUCUUACUUCCGCCGAAGAAAAAAAUCGAAACUACAGUGAUCUCAAAUGCAUCCAAAAUAAACGAAUUCAAAUUCGGGAAUUUUGUUUUUGAACUGGGAAACGCUCGCCCAAAUUUGGUGGGAUUUCGUUACAAAAAAGAGUUAAAUAACAAAGUUAUUUCAUCAGUUAUUGAAAACGGUGAACAUCACAUCAACUUAGAUGCGAAUUAUGGCUUGUGUUACGCAAGCACUUUCCUCGACGCAUUUAUCGUUCGUUCAAGUGGAUCUUGGAAAAUAGUUUCACUGCCGACGGCGAAUCAUUUCAAGCAGUUUAGUGACAGAGAUUGAGUGCAGAUCUGAAAGAAAAACUGAUAAAUUUUUAAACGUUUAAAGGACAAAAAGGAAAUUUUGAGUAAAUAAAAAGUGUUGUUAAAUAAAAGCAAUCCGUAUGGAUCAAGGUGGUUUUAGUGCAUCUCCGUGGGCUGCUAUGCUCGGCCAUCACGCAAUUGGACCGGCCGAUCCUGGCUUCAGCGUAGCACAUGCUCAUAAUGCAGCAGCGGCAGCAGUCGUACAUCAUGCGCACCAUGGCAUGCCAAUGGAUUUGCAUGUACAAGGCUUUCCAUACUAUAGAUAUCGAGACGAUGCAUUGUGCUGGACCGACAGAAAAAUGGAAGAGAUUGGAAACCCACCGUCAGUGAACGCUCGAAUUUUGGAAAUUCGCAAAGAAAAAUCACGAGAUGCAGCCCGGUCGCGUCGUGGCAAGGAGAAUUUUGAAUUUUAUGAAUUGGCCAAAAUGUUGCCGUUGCCGGCUGCGAUAACCAGUCAAUUGGACAAAGCAUCAAUCAUAAGACUGACCAUAAGCUACCUAAAACUCAGAGAUUUUUCAUCGCAUGGUGAUCCACAGUGGGGCCGCGAAAUGAAUAACAAACUGAAAUCUGCAUCGAGACGAACUCCCGCUGGAAUGACGAUAGAUUUGUUUGAACAGCAUCAAGGAACUCAUAUUUUACAGUCGCUUGAUGGAUUUGCUUUAGCGCUGGCUUCCGAUGGUCGCUUUUUGUAUAUAUCGGAAACAGUUUCAAUUUAUUUGGGACUUUCACAGGUUGAAAUGACCGGCAGUAGCAUUUUUGACUAUGUUCAUCAUCAAGAUCAUGCUGAAAUUGCAGAGCAAUUGGGCUUGGGCUUAGCAAGCAAUCAAAAUAUGGCAUCGCCGUCGUCUGGCAUCUCCGAAGAUGGUGGAGCAAAUCAGGGAACAAAUAAUCCAGAUGUUGCAUCAGUGAUGUCGGUCGCUUCGAACACAUACAAAGGAUACGAACGCGCAUUUUGCAUCCGAAUGAAGUCAACGUUGACCAAACGAGGAUGUCAUUUCAAAUCGUCUGGCUAUCGGGGUAACGAGGAUUCUGAUAAAGUAGUAAACAACGGUGGCAAAGUUGGUAAAUCGACUGGCAAUCAUUAUUCGGUGGUGUUAAUGUUAUGUCGAUUACGACCGCAGUACACAUACUCACACACACGGAAAUCACAGCCCCCACUUUUGGGAAUGGUCGCGCUGGCUAUUGCGCUGCCACCUCCAUCAGUACAUGAAAUCCGAUUGGAAACCGACAUGUUUGUCACACGCAUCAAUUUCAAUUUCACAAUCGCACAUUGUGAACCAAAGGUCACCGAGCUGUUGGAUUACACAGCCGAAGAAUUGACUGGUCGAAAUUUAUACAAUUUAUGCCACGCUGAAGAUGCUGACAAAUUGAAAAAGAACCAUUUGGAUCUUAUAAACAAAGGCCAAGUGUUGACUCAUUACUAUCGUUUUAUGAACAAAAACGGUGGAUACACCUGGCUGCAAACCUGUGCCACGGUUGUUUGCAAUUCGAAAAAUGCUGACGAACAAAAUAUUAUCUGCGUAAAUUAUGUGGUGAGCAAUCGUGAAAAUGAGAAUUUAAUAUUGGAUUGCAUUCAGAUGGAGAACGGUUUGGAGCACAUAAUCAAACAUGAAGAUUUGUCUGGUGAUAAAGGCGCCGGAUCGCCCGGAAAUGAUCCGUCUGAUGGCAGUCAGACAUCGCAUCGCACAAAUGAACACACGCACAAGACACCAAAGUCAGAAACACCGGAUCCAAGCUCACGGGCGAGAAAUCGUUCAUCAACUAGUUCAUCGAUAACCAAUUUGGCAAUGGACAAUACAAUUCGACCGAUACCCGAUGAACAUUUGAUACCAACACCAGUGAGCUCUGGAUCCACAGCCCGAAAGGGUCACAAACGCAAGGCCAAGCAUCUUGAUUCCGAUGCAUCGUCGAUGAUGGCCGAGCCAAAAGUGAAUGGCGUUGCCUUAAACAUUAACCCUUCCGAAUCGCAUGGAGACGAGCAUGGAGAGAGUUCGGUUAAGGAUUUGGAGAAUGCGAUGUCAAAACAUCUUCCCUCACCAAUCAAUAGCAAUAAUAACAAUAGCACAAACAAUACCACCACGACCGAUUUCAGUGCCGAUUCACUGUUGAAGCAGCAACAAGACAAAGGCAGCACAAUUCAGUGGAUUGGAACACAUCAUAAUCCAUUUCAUCAGCAAAAUGCACCGAUGCCAGCGACCGCAUUGCUGAGACAACUGUAUGCGAAUCGUGAAAGUGUCAUUCGAGCCACGGCUAGACAAACUUCAUCGGGCGUGUACUAUCCGGAUGGAUCAUCAUCUGGUCCUCUACCAACGCCACCCGGCAGUGAAUCAUCAUUUGACAACCAAUUCUUGUUGCACGGUCAUCAAAAGCCAGAUCCAUAUACAAAUUUGGUGUCACCAUACGGUGGUUAUCCAUCAACAAUGGACUAUCACAAUGCAAUGACACCACCAAGCAGUGUAAGCCCGCGCGAAUCAUCGGUUGGAUCUGUGGCCAACAAUAAAACCCUUACAAAUCUUCAUCCAUCAACGACAAACACAUUUGACUUAUCGGAUUCACUACGGAAUCAAUACACUGCCAACGGAACGGUUGCCAGCACAGCGUCAAGCAUGAAUGACACACUCCCAUCGUUACCGCUGAAACCACAACCGUAUUCGGCUGCUGCAGCCAUGCAUCAUGUCAACUCAAUCGAUGCUUACAGUGGCAUUGAUCAAUCGCAAUACUUCUCACAUCACACCGGAUUCCAUUUGUAUCACAAAGGUGCACCCUCAACCGGAUGGUAUACGACUUCAACAUAAAAUCUGCAGAACUCUCUGCUUAAUAUACUCAACUAGAAAUAUAGUAAUUUGCAAAGUGUGGAUCGCUGGUGACAAAGACACGGUUUUCCAUAUGGAAUAAGGACGAAAGCCUAUUGAAUGAACUCUUUAAAUGAACUCAUUUCAAAAAUGAACCAAGCAAAAGCGUGAGCAGCUUUUAACACACUUUAACCGUCUCCAUCUUAUGAAAGCGGCUUUCGAUGGUGUCAAGUAUAGAAGCUGACGAGUACUUUAUUUCAGUGGAUAGGUCCCGAUGUGUUUACUCAAAGAAUGAAUACACAGCAGAAAACGUAUGCAAACAAAUUUCGAACAUAUCAACCAGCAUCACAUACUAUAGCACUUAAUAUAUUGUAGCAAAAAACAGAAUAUGCAAGAAAUUGGGGCAUUAUCGACAAAUAUUCGCAUAUAAAAUUUAAUUUGUCUCGAAGCAGCACAAACAUGCAUUCCUUCGAUUGUUAUUUUUUUUUUUUUUGAUUGAACAAAUAAAUUAUUUUUUCCUAUUUUCCCCCUGUACUGUGUAAGCUUGUUCUAAAUUUUAUUUGAAUAAGAAUUUCGUUUCCAUUUAAAAAAAGUUUGACAUUCACAAAAAAAAUGAAGAGCAAACUCUUACUCAACAUAUACAUAAAAAAUAGUGUAAGUUGUAAGUAGUAGCAAAAGCAGCAAAAAAACAUAAUUCCAUUCUAUUGCAUCAAAUGUCAAAUACUAGCAUUUAUCGUAAAUAUUAAUCGAACAGAACAUGCAGAACAGCGAGGAAAACAAAAGAUAAGUGGCGCGACGAAUGUUAUUCGUUCACUGUGUAAAUAUUGAAUUUUAAUUGUUAAAUGUAGUAGAAAAGAUAAAAUGACAGCAUUUUCGCUGACGUGGAGAUGUGUUCGAUAUGCAAAUUCGUUUAUCAUUUUACUGCAUAUUGACGGACACAUACACAGAUUUCCUCAAAACACAGAAUGAAUGUGUGCAUUUAUUUUUCUUAUUGUUUUUUUUUAUAUAUAAAUUUUCGUUCAUCUUUUUGGUUAUUCAUAAUAUUUUUGGGAGGCAGAUUUAGUGCAAUGAAAAUGUAUAAUUGAAACUUUUUUCCCUUGUUUUGUUUUUUGGCAAACAAAAAUGACACAACGAAUUGUUAGAAUAGAAAUUACAUAAAUUCGCUUCGCAAUAUAAAACAAAUUGUGUAUGUAGGUGUAAUGGAUUUAAUGCUCUUCAAUCGUGGGCAAUAAAAAAAAGUUAUUUGCAAUUUAGAAAUAAAAAUAUGUGGAUGAAGGAGAGUGGAAACUCGAAACACCGCAUGAAUGACUUGUAUUAAGCCAAAAUGUUCGUUUUUCCAUAAAAUGCGCAAUACCUUAAGAGACACACCGAUAAUAACUGGGGAAAAAUCAAAAGAGAGUCAAUGUAAAAAAAAAAACAAGUUAUAAGGUGAAGCGCACGAGUACAAGGUUAAAACACCUGCAACAAUGAAAUAAUCUGCAAUCAAUCGCAUGGCAACUCACUUUUAAUAAAUCAUUCCUAAUUUAAUACCGCUGCAUUUAAUAGCUCAAUAGACAGUCUAACAGACAGACCGACAUACACACACAAAUAGAUGUAAUUAUCAAAUUAACUUUAUUAUAAUAUUAUCAUGUAUUCAUACAUAUAAAACAAAAAAAUGUUGUUUUCAUACAACUCGACAACACGAAAAAUAAAAUAAGUUCAAAUAAUCGAAAACUGGAUCGCGUUUUU